Messenger RNA from Formica exsecta, 2120 nucleotides. Its product is annotated as putative UDP-glucuronosyltransferase ugt-60. NCBI's taxonomy places the organism in Eukaryota, Metazoa, Arthropoda, Insecta, Hymenoptera, Formicidae. Gene Ontology annotation, molecular function: UDP-glycosyltransferase activity. The coding region runs from base 351 to 1829 and encodes 492 amino acids. The record is from RefSeq and is a predicted model, not a curated record. The transcript has 4 exons.
GGGGAGCCGGCACGUUUGCCGGCUGAUACUCCUACAUCAUACGAGAGAGACAAAUUGGAGUCUCAUGCUGUCAUCGUUCGCCUCCCAGGCGUUCUGCGUUCAGAUGAGAAUUAUUCAUACGCGACCCCGUGCUGUGCUGGCGUUAGAAACAGCGUGGAACAGCUUUUCGACUCUAAUACCGUCGAAGUAUCUGGAGUUAACUCCGAUUUGAUAGGAAAUUAAAUGAGUGUGUUUCGAGAAAUAUUCUGUGAAGAUUGUGAUAAAUUUUACAUCAAAGUUUGCGUUGCGUGUGUGAAAAAUUUUGUUUAAAAAAAGUUAUACAUGUUUUAUAUAAGUAUAACAGUUUUAUCAUGUUGGCUCUAAUUAGUUUAUACGUAUGUUUUUGUUUAUUUCGAGUUGCAAGUAGCUCGACGCUAACAGCACCUCCUCUAUCAGCUCUAAUAGUUGCGUUUGAGAAUGUAUAUGAUUUAUCGUUACUCGCCAAUACUUUAUCGGACCAAGGGAUCUAUGCGACAUUGAUAAUACCGUCUUACGCUGCUAACGAUCUUUAUAAUAAUAUAGUUGACGUUGAAGUGUUGCAACUGAAUGUUGAUAUUGAUAAAUCUAUGUCUGUUGAUAUACAUGCAUUAGAAGCCUGCAAUAGUCUCUUCAGGGAUGAAGAAAUAUUUCAAAAGAUACAAGAAUUUCAGCCUACAUUCACCAUAUUUCCAGCAUUAAGACAUGAUGGCUGCUUACUUCCAUUUGUCAAAUAUAUCGAAUCCAUUCCAGUAAUUUGGAUAACGAAUCCAGAUGAAGAACUAUAUGCAUUUGAAUGUACUAGAGUUGCUCUGCCGAUACAUAGUGGCGGAUUUUGGUCCAGACUCUCAACAAGUUUUGCAGGGAGAUCCAUAUUCUCUACUGCUAAAAAUGGCUAUCUAACUCCCGCUUUGAAAUUAGCAACCAAGUACUUACCAGCUGUUAAUUUCGAUUUGGAUCAUCUUUAUUCUGAUGUUCGUCUAGUACUUUGGGGAGCUGAUACAGUGUUGCGUUCCAAUUUUGCAUUUUUGACACAACUACUUGUGGAGGUAGGCUGUCAUCAUUGCAGAGGCGCACAUCCCUUAUCCGGAGAUUUACAAAAAUUAUUGGUAGAACAUAGACUGGGUACUAUUGUUGCUCUAUUAGACGAAAAUUACGAGACAUUGAUACAAGAAUUGGCAAAAAAAUUGCCUCAAGGUAGGGAAGGUCAAGCUAUCGUGUGGAGAAUUAACAAAGGCGAUACAAAUGUCGCUCCGCCGGAAAAUCUUUUUAUACGCGAAGAUAUUGACCGGCAAGACCUCAUAGGUUACAGCCGAACCCGAGUAGUGUUGAGUCAUUGUGCCGAUACGGAAUUCUUGGAAGCCGCCUUUCACGGGACGCCCGUGAUAUGUCUGCCGAGGGACACGCACGAGUCUCGCAAUACCGCCCGCGCGGUCGAGUUGGGCUUCGCGCGCUCCAUGGAGGACAAUUACGCCUCGGCCGAGGAGAUAGCGAACAUCGUGCACGAAAUACAUGAGACGGCCGCUUAUCGCGAGAGCGCGCGAAAAGUCUCCUUAGCGAUACGCGAUAGACUCAAUCCGGCUUCCGAUAGACUCGUUUAUUGGCUGGGUUACGUCGCGAGAACGAAAGACGACGGUAGGAAAUUUCACAGACCAAAGAGCCAGGCGAAGACACUUACGGAGGAUAUCCAGUUCUUUGUUGGUCUUCUGGUAGGGAUAAUCUUCGGGAUCGUUUCCACGGGCAGCGCGGUGGUCAUGCGAUAUCUAAUUACGGCCAACAAAGUGCAAAAAUCAAAGGGGCGAUACACGCGAUGAGCGUGAUGUUACGUCGAGAUUCGAUUUGAUAUACGUAUGUAUUUGUGGACAUUUCUGUAUAUGUAUAUUUAUAUAAAUGCACGUAGAAUACAGGUACAUACGAAUACAAAUGUUUUACGAACUAGGAUUUAUCUAACUAGUUUUACGAACUAGUUAGAGCGCGAAGAGACGUUGUUAUUACAACUAUCAUUAUUACGAGAAUAUACUUUCUCAUAAUACAAUUGAGAAAACUACGAAUAUAAUAAUGUGAUGUAUUAUCGUGAAGAAAAUAAAUUACACAGUUUCUCAAUA